AUGGGUGCGUUCACUUUCGUCGGCGUUGCUGUCACCUCCUCCACCGGCGUGAUUUUUGGGCAUAUUUUGGCGAUUUUUGGGAUCAUUUUGGCCACUGUCACCACCAAUGUCGCCGCCAAUGUGGUGGCGCCGGCGAAUGCGUUGGUCAAUCUCAGCCCUUCUUAUUUCACUUUCAACAGAGGGGCACUUCUCACCGCCGUGAUUGGCAUUUUUUUUCAGCCGUGGAGGCUUCUAAGCUCGAGUGAGAGCUUUGUUUACACUUGGCUUGUUGGGUAUUCGGCGGUGUUGGGGCCGAUUGGCGGCGUCAUGGUGGCGGAUUACCAUUUCAUUCGGAAGAGGGAACUGAUAGUUGAGGAUUUGUAUUCUUCGAAUCCGACAGGGGCUUAUUACUACUCCGGUGGGUUUAAUUUGGCGGCUGUGGCGGCGCUGGUGGUCGGAAUUUUGCCGGUGAUUCCUGGGUUCUUGGAGAAGGUGGAGAUUUUGUCAAAUGUUCCUAAAAUGUUUAGGGUGAUUUACGGGAAUGCUUGGUUUAUUAGCACCUUUUCGCCGGAUUUUUCUAUUGGGGUCUCUCCAAUUUGUUUAAACGACCAAAAGUUUAAGCCAUUUUGA
Messenger RNA from Cucurbita moschata (crookneck pumpkin), 609 nucleotides. Its product is annotated as purine-uracil permease NCS1-like. The coding region runs from base 1 to 609 and encodes 202 amino acids. The record is from RefSeq and is a predicted model, not a curated record. Gene Ontology annotation, molecular function: nucleobase transmembrane transporter activity. The transcript has 2 exons. Gene Ontology annotation, biological process: transmembrane transport; nucleobase transport. Gene Ontology annotation, cellular component: plasma membrane. NCBI's taxonomy places the organism in Eukaryota, Viridiplantae, Streptophyta, Magnoliopsida, Cucurbitales, Cucurbitaceae.